Messenger RNA from Gorilla gorilla gorilla (western lowland gorilla), 1790 nucleotides. RefSeq names its product high mobility group nucleosomal binding domain 2 (gene HMGN2). Gene Ontology annotation, biological process: chromatin organization. Gene Ontology annotation, molecular function: nucleosomal DNA binding. The record is from RefSeq and is a predicted model, not a curated record. The transcript has 6 exons. NCBI's taxonomy places the organism in Eukaryota, Metazoa, Chordata, Mammalia, Primates, Hominidae. Gene Ontology annotation, cellular component: chromatin; nucleus. Bases 693 to 965 code for a protein of 90 amino acids.
GCUCGGAAGGAUGCACGUCCGGCUGCGCCAAGCUGGUUUCCCCGCCUUUUUCCCACUUCGGCGUCAGCCUGGGCCCUGGGAACUGCAGCCUGUGCCUCCAGCCGCGCGCUUCCUCCUGCUUCCAGAGGAGCAGGGCAGUGCAGCCAGGCCUCGCAAACCCCUCUUCUGGGGCCCCCAGCCAGCGGGAGCAGGAAGGAAAGCCGCUGAGAUGCGCCGUGAGUGUCGCACGGCUUGGAGAAGUGGGUUGCUGGGUUGCAUAAGGUGGAAGGAACUUGCUAGUUUGCAAAAGACAGCUCUUGGCGGGAGCCGGAACCCGGAGACCGCCGACUCGCGCACCCCUCCUCAUUUACUGCCUUCGACGCGCGCCUCCCCAACUGCGCCCCCACCCCCUCGGCGCGCCGCCGUCUCCGCGCACUACCCCCCCCCCCACACACACACCCCUCCUCACUCCCUCCAGAGGAGGUGAGUUUAAACCCCGCCCACGUGACCCCAGCUGGGCCAAUGAACGGCGGCGGGAGGUGAAAUCCGGUUCUAACCGGUCCGGGGCUCCCAGCGCUAUAAAAACUUUAUAAACCCCCCGGAGCCCGAGCAGUGUGAAGAAGAGGCGAGACGACCCCCGGACCGACCAAAGCCCGCACGCCGCUGCAUCCCGCGUCUAGCACCUACGUCCCGCUGCCGUCGCCGCCGCCACCAUGCCCAAGAGAAAGGCUGAAGGGGAUGCUAAGGGAGAUAAAGCCAAGGUGAAGGACGAACCACAGAGAAGAUCCGCGAGGUUGUCUGCUAAACCUGCUCCUCCAAAGCCAGAGCCCAAGCCUAAAAAGGCCCCUGCAAAGAAGGGAGAGAAGGUACCCAAAGGGAAAAAGGGAAAAGCUGAUGCUGGCAAGGAGGGGAAUAACCCUGCAGAAAAUGGAGAUGCCAAAACAGACCAGGCACAGAAAGCUGAAGGUGCUGGAGAUGCCAAGUGAAGUGUGUGCAUUUUUGAUAACUGUGUACUUCUGGUGACUGUACAGUUUGAAAUACUAUUUUUUAUCAAGUUUUAUAAAAAUGCAGAAUUUUGUUUUACUUUUUUUUUUUUUUUUUAAAGCUAUGUUGUUAGCACACAGAACACUUCAUUGUUGUUUUUGGGGGAAGGGGCAUAUGUCACUAAUAGAAUGUCUCCAAAGCUGGAUUGAUGUGGAGAAAACACCUUUCCCUUCUAGUUUUGAGAGACUUCCUCUUGGCUCCCAGGAGGAGGGAUUCCCUGACUUUGACACACAUGGCCACCUUGGCACAAAAGCCUUGUGGUAUAGAAAAACAAAUUUGUUUUUAUGUCCUAUUCUCCCUUUCCAUCUUUCAGCAUAGACUUAACUCCCUUAAGCCCAGACAUCUGUUGGGACCUGACCCCUAGUCAUUGGUUACCAGUGUGUCAGGCAAUCUGGACUUUCCAGUGAUGCCACUGAGAUGGCACCUGUCAAAAGAGCAGUUGUUCCAUUUCUAGAUUGUGGAUCUUCAGAUAAAUUCUGCCAUUUUCAUUUCACUUCCUGAAAGUCAGGGUCGGCUUGUGAAAAGUUGUUAAACAACAUGCUAAAUGUGAAAUGUCAACCCUCACUCUAAACUUUCCCUGUUCAGAGCAUCAGAUGAAGACUUCAUUGGGUUUUAUAGUGGCUUUCUGAUUUUUGGUAGUCCAUUGAAGAAGGGAGUUUGAAAGUUGUUGUAUACUGUUAACGAUUGUCUGCCCAUGUCCUGCCUGAAAUACCAUGAUUGUUUAUGGAAAGUAUCUUUAAUAAAGCUGGAUACAGUUUGGCUUGGAA